Hippoglossus stenolepis (Pacific halibut) is the source of this 1271-nucleotide messenger RNA. RefSeq names its product transmembrane protein 196. The record is from RefSeq and is a predicted model, not a curated record. NCBI's taxonomy places the organism in Eukaryota, Metazoa, Chordata, Actinopteri, Pleuronectiformes, Pleuronectidae. Bases 226 to 774 code for a protein of 182 amino acids. The transcript is spliced from 5 exons.
GUUUACCUCCUCCACCUCUACUUUGGCAAGUCCUCUGUAACGAUUCUCCUCCACCUGGACCUUUCGUGCCACUUUCCCGGACAGCCUCGUCUUUUCCCGGCGGCCGGGCAUGGAGCAGUAAAGGCGCGCCGUCCUUGGCGCACCGAGAAGCGGACUCCUCUCCUUCCUCCGUCCGCGCCUCCUGCCGCCCCCUCCUGCUGGAGCAGGAGAGAUGCCCGGGGCAGGAUGUGCUCCAGCCGCAAGAUCCUGUGGAGCCUGCUCUUGCUGUCCGUGGUGGAGGUGGGCCUGGGUGUGGCGAGCAUCGUCCUGGGAGCCGUGGGCAUCAGCAGGGUCCGGGGCGAGCACAAGCCGCAACAGGGCGACGCGUCCCCGGUGUGGAGCGGGCUCUGUUUCCUGGUCUGUGGGAUGUGCGGAGUGUUGUGUGCUCGAAAGAGGACGGGUCUUAUUAUGAUCCUGUUUUCAGCGUGCUGUAUCUGCGGGCUGAUUGGUGGGAUCCUCAACUUCCAGUUUGUUCGGGCGCUGAACAAACGGCCAGACUCGAUGCACUCGAUCCACCUGGCUGCCAUGACUCUGGCCGGUCUGGGCAUCUCAUCAUGUACCUUAUCGACGUGGCUGACCUGUCGCCUUGCCAGCUCUGAGCAGCAGAGGAUGUUUCUUGAGAGGGAGCACUCACUGCACCACUCGCACGAGAUGACCGAGAAGGAGAUCCUGGACAACUCCAGCAACGGCAUCCCUCAGAUCUCCUACAACGGGCACACCGCAGCAUCACCAUGAUGUCACCAAAGGGGUGAGGAAUCAGUUGCUGUCAACAGACCAAUGUAGCAUGUACUUCCUUCUGAUAGGACUGUACACAGCCCUGCAACAUGCACAGCGACUUUAUUCUGAGUGCAGGGAGUGAAUCCAAGUCUCUCACCUCGGAAACCUGUUGUCUGCUCCAGCAGGAGGGAGGCGUCUGUGCUUCUGACUAAUUAUGUAAACGUGGGCUCAAACCUCUUCACUUCAACUCAAACCAAAGCCAGGACGGAGGGCUGUCGUUUGGGUGAUGAAUUCAGGUGGCAAGACCUCUGCGGGACAUCGUCUGACCUCGAGGGUAAUAAGCAGGAGGAGAUUUUAUCAAAUCAGAUGCCUCAAAGUGAUGAGCACAAACCACGCAUGCAGCUGAUCCACUUGUUCUAAAGAGCUACUGCUGUUUCAUUCUCAACGCCCUUAUCGUCCGUCUUGUUAUGGGUUCAUGGAAUGCAAAUGUUGAGAUAGCCUCCAGUAAAGUGUAU